This is a messenger RNA of Chilo suppressalis (striped riceborer), 5864 nucleotides long. Lineage: Eukaryota; Metazoa; Arthropoda; Insecta; Lepidoptera; Crambidae. The record is from the annotation of a GenBank genome assembly.
GGCCGCAGCUCAUUCCGCCGCGCGACUCGCCGCCACGAGCACGUCAUCCGCGCGCGCGGGCCAUGGUCGCGAGAACCGAUGAGAGCAUGUUCGGGUGCUAUGGUGACAGCUACUCUUACCGCCUGUGGAGCCUGGCCAACGUGUGGGGCGCCUGCCGAUGUGAGUAGCGCGCCGACGCCCGCCCGCUACCGUGCGCUACCCGCACGUGCUGGGACUCGCUGACGUCAGCGGAGGCUGUGAUCUCGGUGUAUUGCGAUCGGACGGCGGCCGGCCGUCGCCGACGCUAGUGCGUGUGAGAACAGACGUGUCGCUAGAUGAAAGUGCACAGCUCGCUUAUGGGAGUUGGCGGUUGGUACGAAAGCUUGGCGGCCGGUUGGCUUGCGGACAUGAGGAGUAAGCAGGUCCCCACGUCCACCACCUCGGCCAGGCGGCUCGCGGCCUUGAUUCGUCCGCUGGCUGGCGCGGGCGGGGUGGAGGGCGGCGCCGCGGGGCCGGACAGCAAGCCCGCCGAGGAGGAGGAGGACCGCAGCGGGUCCCCGCUGGGUCCCGGGGGCCCGUACGCCUGCAGCCAGUGCCGCGGCGCCUACCCCACGCGCGACCAGCUCGAGCGACACGAGACCCUGCACUCGCCCAGCACUCAGGUGGAUACACUCAGAUAUUCGUGCAAAAUAUGCCACAAGAGCUUCGCCAAUGUGUACCGACUGCAGCGGCACAUGAUCAGCCACGACGAGAGCGCACUCCUGCGCAAAUUCAAGUGCAACGACUGCGACAAGGCGUUCAAGUUCAAGCACCACCUCAAGGAGCACCUGCGCAUCCACAGCGGAGAGAAGCCCUUCGAGUGCGCCAACUGCGGGAAAAAGUUCUCGCAUUCCGGCUCUUACUCCAGCCACAUGACCUCAAAGAAGUGUCUCGUCAUGAACCUCAAGAUGGGCAGGAUCAAACCCAACAACCCCGCUCUAAACCCGGAACGAAGUCCUUCGAGAAAACGCGCCAACGCGAUGGUCGCGUCCCAACUAAACAACAACAUCGCCCCGAACGGGAACUCCUUCCUACCUAUCUUACCUAAGUACAAUGAAGCUGCGGCUGCCGCUUUCUUUGCUAGCAUGUCUUCGCAAGAAAACAAUUUCCAUCGGCCGCCGUUAGCGCAGCCUGGAAUCAACCCGUUCUACAUGCCCCCAGGCAUGCCUAUGAGCCCAGCGAGUGGUAUCACCCCUUACAGUUUUCCAACUUCACUUAGUCAAUUGUUCGAACAACUAGCUUCAUCACAAUAUCAACAAAGGAAAAUUGAACCUCCCACUAGUCCAAAAUUAACUAGUCCUCCUCCAGCUGACCCCGAAGACUUAAUCGAGGAAGUCACCGAGGAAGACGAUAAAAGGUCAGAAGGCAGUGCUGAACUAGUAAUGGACAUCGAGGAAGAUGAAGGAACGUCCAUCAAAAAAGAACUAGAAGACCACGAACACCAAACUAAGUCACCUCGUAAUUAUGAAUCCGUCCCCCUAAACAACAACGACCAGAUGCAUAAUAACCAUUCUGGCUUCAACACAAUAUUAGAAUCUGUUAAUGCAUCUGUUACGAAGCACUUCUUUAGAGCAAAUAUGGAAAAAUUAUCACCCAUCUCGGGGAACGUCUGUCCCAGUAUAGGAUCACCGCCGACUCCCCACAUAAUAGUAAAAGAAGAACCUGAAGAUGCGCAUAGGUGCACGAAAUGUAACGCUACGUUCAACAACAGCACAGAUUUAUUAGAACAUGAAAAAGUAGUAUGUGGAAGUCUAUUUAGAAAGCAUGAAGGUUUGGCAGCUCAGGUAGCCGAAACUGUAGCACUUAACAGGUUGGAAGCCGAAAUGCGAGCUUCAAUACAAAGCGGCGUCAGUGCGAGUGAAGAUGAGGACUUUUCAAGAGAGGAACGUGAUGACAAACUGUCUUUGCAGGAUAAUGACAGAAAAAUAAGAGUUCGAACUGCACUGAGCGAGGAACAACAGGCCAUACUAAAAGAGCAUUAUUCCGUUAAUCCGAGACCAAAUCGUGAAGAGUUUAAAAGGAUCGCCCAGAAAAUCGGGCUCGAUAAUAGAGUUGUUCAGGUUUGGUUCCAGAACAACAGAGCUCGCGUACGGAGGAUGACUCAGACAUUAUCGGUGUCAGAUCAGCCACUAGAUCUGUCUACCAAAAAAUCUACGCAGUCGCCGACUCCGAGCCCGACCCCCUCCCCGUCGUGUAGCAUUUCUGUCACACAUUCCGAUUCUGAGGAGGCGGUGAACCUCAGCCAGAAGUCGUCGCGCAGUACGACGCCCCACCGCCCCACCUACAACAACACGUAUCCACAUUCCAAUUGCUCUUCGUCUUCAUUCACGGACUUUAGACUAUCUCCUUCGCCAGGCGAACCGAUCAAUGGGCAGAAGCGAUUACUACCGCAGAAAAUGCUCAUGAACCACCUGAUGCCGAUGGAAAGAUUGUUACAACAAAACGACGUUAGCCAUGUGCGAUCUCCCAUCCUAAAGAUGGAAAUGCCCCCGGAGAACCGACAGGCAUCGAGCCCGUCAUACGAGCGACUCUCUUGGAGGGAAUCACAAAACGAAUUCGACGAAGAUGCGCCUGUACUUAAAAAGAACAAAUUGAAACAAGAAUUCAAGGAGGGCGAAGAACACUUCGUCUGCAAUCUUUGCGAUAAAACUUUCGUCAAGCAAAGUUCCUUAGCUAGACACAAAUAUGAACAUUCAGGCCAGCGUCCGUAUAAAUGCGAGGUGUGCCCGAAGGCGUUCAAGCACAAGCACCACCUGACGGAGCACCAGCGGCUGCACACCGGCGAGAAGCCCUUCCAGUGCUUCAAGUGCCUCAAGAAGUUCUCCCACUCCGGCUCCUACAGUCAGCACAUGAACCACAGAUUCGCCAUCUGCAAGCCUUAUAGAAAUUAAGUCUUUAUGGGCUUAAAACUCAUAACAAAAUGUAGAAGUACCUCCCACACAGGAUCUGAGAGAACAGAUACUCUAUCGUUUAAUUAGUUAUUAUCUGAAACGUAGUCUGAUCUGAUGGAUCUUCUAUAUUUUGUUAAUGAGAUUUCUUCCAUUCUGAUAUUAACGAAAUAGGUUUGCCAACAAACGGCCGACAAAUCUCGAUGACAGAACUUCGCGUGUAAACAAGUCAUUUAUCUCAACGCAUUCAUCUCAAAGAUUUUGUUUAUUCAAACUCAAUGCGCUUUUAGAGGACAAGCUCUCGACACUCGGUAGCUAUAUCUAAUUUUAAAUCAAGCGAGUAACAGAUCGUUGCAUUGUAUUUAAUAGUUUAACUCCUCGGCAAUCGACCGGGUGAAACCGUGCCAAAUACUUUGAACCGAUGAAAUCUUUGAAACGUCUAGCGUCCGGCUGAGGAACCUACGCGUCGCGGCCAAACCUAUUAACGAUAAUCAAGUAUUUGACGCUCGGUAUUUUAUUUCGUUUCGGUGUAAGCUCGUUGCUCAACGUCAUAUUAUCUAUAUCGUAAGAAUUUAUCUCGAAUCAUCGGCACCAGAUGAUGAUAAUAAUUAGAACCAUAAAGCCAAAGGACAAUUUCGUUGCCAAAAAUAUUAUUAGUGGAUAUUUUACGCGUAUUUAGUAAUUAUUAUUGAUUGAUUGCAAAAUCCCAAAGGUCAGUACCUGUGGCAUAAUACUCAUUCAUGUUAUUUUAUUAUUUUUUAUACAAAUGCUUGCUAUUAUAAUGAGGGACAAUGUCGCUGAUCCAAGAAUCAAAAAAAUAUGGUGUAUGAAUAGUUGUAUCUACGACAAACUAAGUAACUUAGUCAUAAUUUUGAAAAUUUACUUGAAACGUUCCAAUGAAGCUGGAAUUCACCGGCUAGCAAUUGUGCUGACAAUAUAAUUAGUCACAUAGUAGUGACAAUCGUUACCAAUGCUUGUUUUCAUUCUAAUAGUUACGUGAUUUGUAGAUACAUUAAUUUAACAUAGAUCCGAGUACAAAAUAUGUAUACACCAUUCCUCUAAACCUGAGAAAAGAGAGUCAGAAAAGAGGGCGGCAUUUGAUUCCAAUUGGCUAUUAAGUUACCAAGUUAGUGCCAAAAAUUCUUCCAAAUAAAGAAAUGAAUAUUGAUAAAUUAUUCAUUUAUUGCAUUCUAAUAAAGGAACGUAGAUAUUUAUACUAGAAGUGACACUCGACGGUUCCAAAACUUUUCGAAAUUCUAUGAUCUGUUAAUGAAACAUUUAAAUAAAAUAAGCUUCUCGUAUUCUAAUGCUAAGUGUUUAGAUAGAUUCAAUCUUAAGUACAUAAGUUCUAAGCAUUCCAUAAUACUCCUAUGGGAUCUCUGCUGUGUUUAAAAAACUCUUUCGUGUAAUCCUUAAUAAAUGUUAAGUUGUAAAUAGCGAUAAUUGUAAAUAUUGUACGGUUUAUGUGUAAAUAGGUGGGUCAACAGUGGUGCACGGAGGGGCCGCGGCCCUGCGUGGUGGUACAGCGACAAUAAUCAGCAUCUCUUUAAUCAACACAAUAGGCUUAACUUUACUAUAAAUUUUAUCUGUAGUUACGUACAAAAAUCCUUCUCCAACAAGCUCUUUACUAGCAUAUACAAAUCUCUCCGUUUAUUCCUGAGUAGUAUUUUCAUAUGUUGUGAUACGAUUUACCUGUUCGUAUCCAUCUGCAGCGUUUACGUCACGCCUCUGUGUCCGUUCUAGAUUUAGUUACGUACUUAAUUUAAUCUCAUAAUUCACACUUCGCAGCCCGUUUCUCACUUCCUUUUCGCAUUUAAUACGGUAAUGAUGUCGAUUCUAGCAUGAUUCUCUAAACCUAAACCUUAAUUUGACAGCAGUAUAUCCUUGUCAUUCUCUAUACAGAAUGAAAAGGAGAGACUGAUGUUAAAUUUAGUUUUAAGUUUAGAGAAUCACGCCAGAAUUGGCACCAAUAUUUCAUUUCGUCUUUAGUUUUAUGUCAGCAGUAUGUACGUUAGAACUGAAAGUUCCUAAGCAAAAAAAUACAAUUUAAGAGAUACCUAAUUAUUUCUAUAUUUUGUAAAUUGUAAGUAGAGAAAAAUUAAUUUUCAAAGGUUUCUAUGCAACGAAUUAAUUAAUGCAAUACAAACGAUACGUAUUUUUACCAUUUAGGGUUUCACAGUUAAUUAAGGGGCGUUCAUUGUCAUUUGGAGAGUAAUGUUAUAUUUUAAAAGUUAUCAUAAUUGCAUAGCACAAUUCUUCGAACUCAACUCACAACAGUAUUUUAUAGGUAACAAGCCAAAUCCUCCCAAAGUGAAGAAGAAAUAUAAGUAAAUGUAAUAUAAAAAUAACUAUUUGGUCCUGUUUGAUCUAUUUCAUAUUUUAUUAUAUUUUAAUGUUAAGUGAUUUCCAAAUUGUCACUGGUGGGCUAGACAAACCAAAGAUUACUCGUGUAAGUGCGAGGCGGGGCAUCUGUAACAUAUAACGGCCCCGCCCAAGAUAGCGAUAUAAUUUAGCUUUAGUUAUGUGCCAAAUAAUAAUUUUAAGGUUCUAAUAAAAUUUUGUAUGAAAUUUUAAAGUUUAUUUUUACAUAAAAUGGCAUUAUGUACUGUGGCAGUGUUUAGUUACUUGUGCAAUACAAAUAUUGCAAGUAUUUCUUCCUUGGUAAUUCUACAUUAAACUACUAUUUAUAGAUUUAAUGAUACUUAGAUUGUAAGUCAAAUGUGAAUUCCUAUUGCCAUAAUGUGUUUGUUGUAUUGCGUGGUGGGUGAACGAGGCGCAGUCCCAUCUGGUUGCUGGACAUUUGUUAAAAUAAGUACAUUAGAUUGUUAAACAUACCCAUAGAUUAACAUGUGUUAAAAUAUUGCCUAUAUAAAUUAUAGUAAUUCAUUUUACUUGAUAUUAUAAUGUAUAUUGAAUUUAUGAAUAUUAAAAAUAUAUAUAUUGACACUUCAAUGCGAA